AUGCCAACGGAACAGCCGGUGGAAGAAGUACCUCUGGAAGACGAGGAAACCCGACACAUGUCGGUGGGGGAACUGCGACAACGCAUUCAUCUACUCAACAACGAUAUACGUAUUAUGAAAUCCGACGUGCAUCGCAUCACCCACGAAAGCGUGGGACAGGAAGGUCGCAUCAAGGAGAACUUGGACAAGGUCAAGAUGAACAAACAACUACCCUAUCUAGUUGCUAACGUGAUUGAGAUACUGGAGCCGGAUGCGGAAGACGGCCUCGAAGCCGAAGAGAACGACGCCACGGAUCCCAACGCGGGGCGCAAGAUGCGAUCGGCGGUCGUCCGAACGAGCACUCGACAAACCAUCUUUUUACCCGUCCCUGGUCUCGUCGAUCCCGCCAAACUAAAACCUAGUGAUCUCGUCGGCACCAACAAGGAAUCCUACCUUAUUCUUGAAAAGCUACCGGACGAAUUUGACUCGCGUGUACAAGCCAUGGAAGUAGACGAACGGCCGACUGAGGAGUACUCCGACAUUGGCGGAGCCGACGAGCAGAUCCAGGAGCUCAUUGAAGCCGUCGUACUCCCCAUGACACACAAGGACAUGUUUGAUACCAUCGGCAUCCGGCCCCCCAAGGGUGUCUUGCUGCACGGUCCUCCCGGUACCGGCAAAACCCUGCUAGCAAGGGCCUGCGCCAACCAAACGAACGCCGUCUUUCUCAAGCUUGCCGGUCCCCAGCUCGUGCAAAUGUUCAUUGGCGACGGCGCCAAAAUGAUACGGGACGCCUUUGAGCUUGCUAAAGCAAAAAUCAAACAGGGAGUGGCUUCGGGUGCCAUUCUCUUUAUCGACGAAAUCGACGCGAUCGGUACCAAGCGAUUCGGUGGCGACCAGAGCGGCGACCGCGAAGUUCAACGCACCAUGCUCGAGUUGUUAAGUCAAUUGGACGGGUUCAGUAGCAACGAAAUGAUAAAGGUCAUUGCGGCUACCAAUCGUCCGGACGUGUUGGAUCCAGCCUUGCUGCGGUCGGGUCGUUUGGAUCGCAAAAUUGAACUACCGCAUCCCAACGAAGAAGCCCGAGCCAAAAUUAUGCGAAUUCACGCACGCAAAAUGAACGUGUCGAGUGAAGUCGUUUACGAAGAAUUGGCACGAUCGUGCGAGGAUUUCAAUGGAGCACAACUCAAGGCAGUGUGCGUGGAAGCCGGCAUGUUGGCUCUCCGACGAGAAAUGCCCGAAAUUAUGCACGAAGACUUUGUCGAAGCCAUCACCGUCGUGGCCGCCAAAAAGAAGGGCAGUUUGGAUUAUUUUGCCUAA
Messenger RNA from Phaeodactylum tricornutum CCAP 1055/1, 1296 nucleotides. RefSeq lists its product with no specific name. The coding region runs from base 1 to 1296 and encodes 431 amino acids. The transcript is spliced from 2 exons. Gene Ontology annotation, cellular component: proteasome regulatory particle, base subcomplex. Lineage: Eukaryota; Bacillariophyta; Bacillariophyceae; Surirellales; Neidiaceae. The record is from RefSeq and is a predicted model, not a curated record. Gene Ontology annotation, molecular function: ATP binding; proteasome-activating activity; ATP hydrolysis activity. Gene Ontology annotation, biological process: proteasome-mediated ubiquitin-dependent protein catabolic process.